AUGAUGGAUGGUGGCAUAGUGCACCCUCACCCUGGUGUUGUGCAUGGGGGUGUACCAGGUGUGGUGCAUGGUAUGCCCGUGCAUGGAGCUGGGCCUGAUGGAGAACAUGCUCCUCAUGGGCCUCGCCGCCGCUAUCAGAAUAGACCUAAGCCUCCAAAUAAUUUAGAACGCUUACCCCUAGAUGAAGCUGCUAAGAGGGAAAUGGAAUCACUGCCAAUGAAGACACCAGUAUCAGUACUACAGGAGCUCCUGGCCAGACGUGGAACAGUCCCAAAGUAUGAGCUGGUUCAGAUAGAGGGGAUGAUUCAUGAGCCUACAUUCCGUUAUCGUGUAACUGUCGCCGACUUGGUUGCAAUGGGUACUGGUAGAUCGAAAAAAGAGGCGAAGCAUUCAGCGGCUAAAGCUCUGCUGGACAAGCUGACGGGUGCUGCUCCCGCUGACCAGUCCACUAAUGGAAAUGUACCAGAGACUGGUACUGUUGUGUCAUCCUUUGAAGACAAGUUGAUGGGGAAUCCCGUGGGAUGGCUGCAAGAGCUGUGCAUGUCGCGCUUCUGGCCGCCGCCUUCCUACCACGCGGAGAAUGACGAUAAUGUUGCUAGACGUUUACCACAUGAACGUCAGUUCACAAUCAUAUGCACUCUACUGAAGCGUCGUGAGGUCGGUACGGGCAAAUCUAAAAAGCUCGCCAAACGCCAGGCCGCAUACAAAAUGUGGCAAGCGUUGCAGGAUAACCCACCGGAAACCUUCCAAACCGAGGAAGAGGGCGGCGUAGCGGCCCGAUACGCCGACCUGAAAGAUAGUAAAAUCUCAACACUCACAACCAGUCACAGCCACAAGGUGUCGCAGUUUCACAAACACCUCAAACAAUCGGUGGGCCCCAACCUGGCCAAGUUGCAGGUCACUCCAUUGAACAAUAAGGACUUCAAUUUCGUCCAGUUCUUGCAAGAGAUUGCUUCGGAGCAAGCGUUUGAAGUGACUUAUGUGGAUAUAGAAGAGAAGUCUAUGACGGGUCGUUGUCAGUGUUUAGUGCAACUGUCAACACUACCGGUAGCUGUUUGCUACGGUUCGGGUCUCACAAGCAAGGACGCUCAGUCCUCUGCGGCACAAAAUGCCUUAGAAUACCUGAAGAUAAUGACCAAAAAG
Messenger RNA from Brenthis ino (lesser marbled fritillary), 1143 nucleotides. The record is from the annotation of a GenBank genome assembly. Lineage: Eukaryota; Metazoa; Arthropoda; Insecta; Lepidoptera; Nymphalidae.